UACAGCUAUACAAGACCAAAUUGACAAAAGUUAUUUGGCAACGAAACAUUUAAGCCAACAUGUAAACAAAAGAAGUGUAAUUCUUGCUGUCAAGUUUGAAUAGAUAGCAGAGCUAAAGCUCAAGCUUCUUGUCAAGAUUUUUUGAAAUUUUGUCACUAAAAGGUUGCCAGGCCAACUUGUUAUAGACAAAAUGGAGUCAUCGGGUGAAGAUGAAUAUUACGAUGAUUCGAACGAACCUACUGUGGACGAAGUUGAAGAACUGGUUGAACGAAUAUUAAUGUCUCCUCGGGUUUCUGUACGAGAGGAUGAUAGUCCUACUCCGUCUGAUAACGAAUCUGGAAUGGAGACGUAUGAUCGAACCCUUCCCGGACAACAUUCAUAUCUGGGAAGUGUGAGGGAAUUAUCUGGAAGAACUAUUCUGGAUGAAAAUGAAAUAAUAACGUUACCUCUGGUAUCGAUUCGAGGUUUUGUUUUGAUGCCGGGACAGAUCUUCCCACUCACCCUGUUCCAUCCCUCUGGUAUCUCGCAAAUGAGAACAUUGAUCAACUCAACCAAAACAUUCGGCGUGAUCACAAUGGGGAUCGAUCCCAGCAAAUGCAGCGGAGAGAUCGGAACUACGGCGGAGGUUUUCGAAUACCAAGAUGUUGAGGAUGUAAACUCUGUAGAGUUUAAAAUAAAGGCCCGAGGUCGGCAGAGGUUCAAAGUAGUCUCAGUUCGGAGACAGAUAAAUGGAACCCUAGAGGGUUCGGUUAUCAUGAUCUCUGAUAAUCCUCUUCCGAAUCCUCUUGGAAUGCUUAGACUGAAGAGCUCAGAUCGACAGUUUGAGUGCGAUUUUAUUCCUGUAAAUUUAACCUCUGGAUCAGGGGAUGGUUUAGCUGCUCCUGGAGAUAAUGGAGAGGAAGGUUCCGCUGUCCCUGGAGAUGAUGGAGGACGUGUUGAGAUGCGUGUUAUUGUUAGCUAUCCUAAGAAAAGUCUAGCCAAUCUUUCUCCCUUUCCUACCUGGGUUUACCAGAUGUACGAAACUCAGAACCUUGUAUCCCGUGUAAGAUCUGAGCUGGGACGGUCUGGUAUGGGAGGACGGAGUGUCAAGGUUCCGAUGGAUCCGGAGGAAUUAUCCUGGUGGGUGGCCGCCAACCUUCCUCUUCUGGAGACACAGAAAUCAUAUAUUCUCAGUUUAAAAUCUAUCGUGCAGAGAUUAAGAGCGGAACUCAGUUUCCUCACUCAGUGUCGGGUCCUUGUUUGCUCCAGGUGCAGCACUCAUCUAGCAAACCAGUCGGAUAUAUUCUCUAUGUCUGAGGAUGGUCCUCAGGCCGCCUUUGUAAACCUUGGCGGUCAUCUUCACGAGACCUUGACUCUGUACCAGGCCCGGAACCUGAAACUGGUUGGAACUCCGUCAACUGAGUACAGUUGGUUCCCAGGGUAUGCCUGGACUAUACUGGAGUGUGGAACAUGUCAUAAUCAUAUCGGAUGGAAAUUUACAGCGGCCAAGAGUAGUUUGAAACCUGUCAAAUUUUAUGGGUUUUCAGGAAAAUCAAUCAUUCCGACCAUAAGGACCGCGGAAACAGGGGUUCCGGCUGACGGAGGAAUUCGCACCGACCUUGCCGACUUAAACUCAGAAGAGAGUGGCGUAGUUGUGAUCUGAUUCUGGCGAGUGAAAGAUUUUUUAUAAGUGAUAUUUCUUCCAGUUAAAACUACAUUUAUAUUAUUACAAUUUCAGA
Messenger RNA from Eurytemora carolleeae, 1718 nucleotides. Its product is annotated as protein cereblon. The transcript is spliced from 5 exons. Bases 191 to 1642 code for a protein of 483 amino acids. Lineage: Eukaryota; Metazoa; Arthropoda; Copepoda; Calanoida; Temoridae. The record is from RefSeq and is a predicted model, not a curated record.